Messenger RNA from Seriola aureovittata, 1571 nucleotides. RefSeq names its product transducin beta like 2 (gene tbl2). The transcript has 7 exons. The record is from RefSeq and is a predicted model, not a curated record. The coding region runs from base 71 to 1396 and encodes 441 amino acids. Lineage: Eukaryota; Metazoa; Chordata; Actinopteri; Carangiformes; Carangidae. Gene Ontology annotation, molecular function: protein binding. Gene Ontology annotation, cellular component: endoplasmic reticulum. Gene Ontology annotation, biological process: endoplasmic reticulum unfolded protein response.
GUGCUUCAGUAGCGUGAACGCCAAGUAGUAACCGUUAGCGGUGCGAGGUACGUGGCAGAAAGCUCUCGAUAUGGAGGUAUCUGCUCUGGUGGCCUUGACUUUAAUACUGGGCGCACUAGUUAUUCUGGUCGCACUAGCGUUGAGCCAACGGAAGGAAGAAAUAAGAGAGGAAACAGAACAAGCAGCGGAGUUUGCCGCUGAAGGCAGUGUUGUCAAGGGCGCUGCAGCCAAGAAACAGAAGCAGGAGAAGCAGCGCAGCCGUAAAGAUAAAGCUUCACAGCACAGUUUCAGUCAUCAACUGCUGGCAUCCUCGCUGAAGGGCCACAGUGGGAAUGUGACGUGCCUUGAUUUCAGCAGUAAUGGGAAGUACCUGGCAUCUUGCUCUGAUGACCGCACCGUCAGGAUCUGGAGCACCAAAGACUUCUUGGACCGGGAACACAAGUGUCUUAGAGCCAAUGUGGAGCUGGAUCAUGCUACACUGGUCCGCUUCAGCCCGGACUCCAGGGCGUUUAUCACAUGGUUGGCUAAUGGAGAUGCCAUUCGAAUCUUCAAAAUGACCAAGAAGGAUGACGGCAGUUUAAGCUUCAAAGCUGCUGCUGACGACUUCCCACAGAAACACAAGGCCCCCAUCCUAAACAUUGGCAUUGCAGAGACAGGCAAGUUCAUCAUGAGUGCCUCCACUGACACCAGCAUUCACGUCUGGGACUUGAAAGGAGAGGUACUGGCCUCUAUCAACACUAACCAGAUAACCAAUUCUUAUGCUGCCAUCUCCCCAUGUGGCAGGUUUGUAGCAUCAUGUGGCUUCACCCCUGACGUAAAGGUGUGGGAGGUUUGCUUCGGGAAGGGAGGAGAGUUCAAAGAGGUGGCACGAGCUUUUGACCUGAAGGGCCACUCUGCAGGAGUUCAUGCAUUUGCCUUUUCCAAUGAUUCUCACAGAAUGGUGACUGUAUCCAAAGACGGUACAUGGAAGCUGUGGAACACAGAUGUGGAGUACAAAAAGCAGCAGGAUCCCUACCUCCUGAAGACUGUCCCCUGUGCGUCAUCUGAAGGUAGCAGGGUGGCCUUAUCUCCAGAUGGCCGGGUGGUGGCCAUCAGUGAUGGCUCUAACUUGGCUAUGUACAACGCUGCCACUGGCGAGCUAGAAGAAGAAAUGCAUGGCGUCCACAGUGAGGAGAUCAAUGACCUUAGAUUUGAUAUUAAUGGGCGCUUCUUGGUGUGCAGCGGCGACAAGGCCAUCCGAGUGUUUCACAAUGCCCCGGGCUACCGGGCAGCCAUCAGAGACAUGCAGGACAUGCUGAAGAAAGCCCAGAAUGAAGCCAUGAAGCAGAGAUUGCAGCAGCAGAUAAAAGAGGCUCAGAGUGCCCUGGACACUGUGCUGGCUGCUCCUGUCGACUGAAGAAUCCCUAAGGAACCACACUCUGAUUGUGAUAGUGUCGGACUCUGACUGCUGAUCUUUUUUGUAACCUCAACUCUCCCUCUGCCACUAAAUGAUCUGGAUGGGGAAAAUGAAAUUUGCAUGCAGUUUUAAUAAAGAAUAUCUUUUUAUGGAAAAAUAAAAUGGUUUAAGUUCA